AGUUGAGCAUCAUCGUCUACGUGUUAUUCAUGACUAUACCGUGCUUGUGGGAUGAUAAAAGAAUUGCAGCUGUGCUUGAUUUGUUCUGAAAAAUGUCAUAAACACCUUUCGAUGGAUUCUCGAAGGUAGUCAUUCAUCUAACCCGCUCUCUCACUAAUUUUUUAUUGCUCGCUGUCUGAUUAUCGAGGUAUCACAUAUUAAUUGACGGUGUCUUUUUUGCGAAUUACGUAGUAAAUCGUUCGUUAGGUCAUACAAGUUAAUGUCCUUUAGCCAACGUUGAGAAAUACAUUUAUGGUUGCCAAUGAAAAACAAUAGACAGAAUAAAUAAACAUUGUCACUCAAACAUGUAAUUAUAAAUUUUACUUAUGUUUGAGGGUGACAAACAAAAUUGUGAGACUCAAGCAAGAAGUGUUGCUACUUAUUAUCUCUAUUGUAGAUUUGUCAUUUAUAAUCAUCAACACUGUCAUGGCAACAUCUGAAAGUGAUGAUUUUGAAAGUGCUGAUGAGGAAUUGAAUGCUCGGACUAAACGUAUCAAUAGAAGUAAAAAGUACAAUUCUAUUGGCUCAGACAGUGAUGAUGAUAUAGAUUACAUACCAGUACAAUAUCACACUCCAAUGAAAAAAUCUAGUAAAGGGGAAUCAAAGAAUUCUAAUCAGUCUAACAAAUCAGCUUUGGAACAGCACAAAACAUCUGAUAAAAGUUCAACAGAAGUUAAAAAAGCUACUGAUAAUAAUGAGACUGCUGAAAAAGAUUCAAAUAGUGUUCAACCUAAAAAAGAGAAUAGUGUAAACGCUGACAGUGAAAUUUCAUUGGAAGGUCAGGAUAAUUCCAAAAAAUCAAGUGAAAUAUUACAAAGUGGAAUGUCUUCAAUAAAACAAGUGUCUAAUAAUGAAAAAUCAAAGAGUGCUAUUAAUCGGCGUUCAAGGCCAGACAGACAAAAAAAACCAAAAGAAUCACUAGGUACUAAAAAGUUAGGAGCAACAAAAAUUGACAAGCUCCCAGAUGUGAAAGAAACAACAUUCAAUGAGGUUAAGAAUAAAGGAGGUUCAGAAGGCAAACCAGCUCAGCUAACACAAGAAUGUUGUGAAGAGCCAGGUGAACAGAAUCUACAAGAGGAAUUGAAAAAGGCUACUGAAAAAAAUGAAUCUCAAAAAAAAUAUUCAAAAACAAACAACAAAGAUCUUGAAACGAUGCCAGAAGAGUUAUUAUCUAACUUAAAAUUUAAAGACAUUUUCAAACCACAUGGAUGGGAAAGUAUGGGUGAUGCUGUGAAACUUCCAGAUGAUCUAUCUGAUGACAAAUAUCAUCCAGUGUUAGAUAAGUUAUCUUCAGCUAAUAACGAGCAAACAGACAUAAACGAUAGCUGGAGCUCAUGGGGCAGUUGGGGCAUGAGUUCACUACUUAAUACAGCGAGUGCAGGAGUUUCAACAUUGACUAGUCAUGUUUCGCAAGGUUUAUCAAUAUUGGAAGAAACCAUGGGUAUUCCAGAACCUGAAGUGUUUAUUAAAGAAGAAACUCCAACAGAAGAAAAAUCUAAAUCAGAAGAAAAGGAUUCCAGCAAUUUAACAGAAGAAAUUAAUGAAGAAAAAAAGAACGCACAAGAAAGUCCCAUUCAAUAUCUGCCAUCUUUUGGAUUUGGAAAUUUUAUGUCAAGUGUAUCAUCAAUAACUAAAUUAGUUGAAACUACAAGCUCAAAGGUCAUUGCUGGAGGAUUAGAUACUUUGGAAGUUAUAGGUAAAAAGACUAUGGAAGUAUUGCAAGAGGGUGAUCCAGGUUUGAAAAAGAAACGGGCGUUUUUCUUGAAUGAAGGUGACAAGCCCAUACUGUCACAAAUUCUACGAGAAGCAAAAGAAAAAGCUGAGGUAGAAGAAAAAUCUAUAGAAGAAAAACAGUUGGCAAGAAAGGUUCAUUUUGAGAGCCUUUUUGACGAUUAUCAAGGUUUGGUCCAUUUAGAAGCACUAGAAAUGCUCUCUAAACAAUGUAACAUAAAGAUUCAACAACGAUUAGUUAAUCUGGAUGGAGUGGAGUUGCAAGAAUUGCAAGAAACUUUAGAUGAAGUUAAAGAAUUGUGUGACUUAGGAGAUGAGGAGGAGGAAGAUGACGACAACCAGAAAGAAAAAGACUUUGAACAAAAGUUAGAUAAAGCUUGUAAAGAUUUAGGUGUCUCUAUUAAGUAUAAUAAACUUAUUGAUAUUUGGAAUGACAUGAUCUCGCGAAUUCCACCGCCAGAUUCAAAGGACUCUCACAAAGAACUUUUCCAGAAGGCCAUAGCAGCUUUAGCACAGUUUACAGCCUAUUGCGUUGAAAGAUUCCACAAAACUGCAGAAUUGCUAUUAAUAAAACCACAUCGAAGUACUGUUAACGAGGCUGAUUCUUUGGUUCAACUCACAAAGACUUUAUCUUCUCAAAUUGGGUCCAUUGCAAGUCUUUAUUGCGAUCGAUUGAACGAAUUUAAAGAUGAUAAUGAAAAGGCUGAAAUUAAAUCGAACAUUACAACAAUUACUUUAGAGGCAACGAACGCUAGUUCAUACGUCCAGGAAGCAUUUAGACUAUUAAUUCCAAUUUUGCAAGUUGGCGCAGUAUAAGGAGUGUUUUAAUGUAAUACCAUUAUCGAAGCCUUAACAUUUUUAUUACAAGUUUAUAACGAGAGUAUCUAUAAAAGUUUGAAUAUAUCUUAUUGAAUUGAAAAUAGAUUUAUAUACACUGCACGUAAUGAUAUUAUAAAUCGAUUCCGGUAAAAUAUUAUUAAUUUAUAUUUCAAAUCCAAGCAAUUUUUCAAUAACACAUUACAAAUUUAUAUAUCCUUCCAAAAAAUGAAUCAGCAUGUUAAAUUUAAAUAUCGAAAGCGUUGAGAGUUGUUCAAAUUGAUAAUAUAUCACGUAUAGUAUUAAAACAGUAAUACAAAAUUAGCUGUUACUAGUGAAAUCAAUUUGAAUGUGUAGAUAAAUUAAACUAUUGUUAAUUAAAAAAACUAAACAUAAAAACUAAAUUAAUUGGACUUUCAAAUUAUUAAAUUUGACUUUAUCUAGUUAUAAUUUACUUAAAAAACUAUAAUAAAAUGUAAAAUAUAAACAA
Messenger RNA from Phymastichus coffea, 3076 nucleotides. Its product is annotated as protein FAM114A2. The record is from RefSeq and is a predicted model, not a curated record. NCBI's taxonomy places the organism in Eukaryota, Metazoa, Arthropoda, Insecta, Hymenoptera, Eulophidae. The transcript has 5 exons. Bases 466 to 2586 code for a protein of 706 amino acids.